UGUUGUCAUGAAAGACAGUCAAAAGAGCUCCUCUAAUAAACUUUUCCCCAACGUGAAAGAAAACCUGAAGCCCACGGUGCCAAAGUUAUACCCAGAAUCUUCUCUGUUCGCCAGCUGGGGUGAUGACCUAUCAGAAGAGGAUCAAAAGAUGGCUCAAGGCCUGUUUGAGAUUCACGGAUACGCCUUCCUGAGCAACCAGUUACCACUGGACAGGAAGCUUCCAGACACCAGAGACAGCAGCUGGGCACAAGUCCAGUCUUCUCCUAAAGGACUCACACAUCACGAAGUUGUGUACAGAAAACUGGACAGGAUCGAUGAGACCUUAAACAAACUGGCUUUGUUAUUGGUGGCAUCCGGUCAAAAGAGCUCCUCUAAUGAACUUUUCCCCAACGUGAAAGAAAACCUGAAGCCCAGGGUGCCAAAGUUAUACCCAGAAUCCUCUCUGUUCGCCAAAUGGGGUGAUGACCUACCAGAAGAGGAUCAAAAGAUGGCUCAAGGCCUGUUUGAGAUUUACGGAUACAACGCCUUCCUGAGCAACCAGUUACCACUGGACAGGAAGCUCCCAGACACCAGAGACAGCAGAUGUCUCCAGAAGAAGUAUCCCAGAAACCUUCCAACCAUCAGUGUGGUGUUGAUCUACGUAAAUGAGGCUCUUUCUAUCAUUCAGAGGGCAGUAAGAAGCAUCAUCACCCACACUCCCAAACGCCUGCUGAAGGAAAUCAUUCUGGUGGACGACUGCAGCACUUACAAUGACCUUAGGAAACCUUUAGAAGACUACAUAGCUCUGAUUCACAAAGAGAGACCUGGACUCAUUAAGAAAGUGCGGCAUCAAAGACAAAUGGGCUUGUCCCAGUCCCGGAUCUCUGGUUGGGAGCAUGCUACGGCUGAUGUCGUGGCCAUUUUGGAUGCCCACGUUGAAGCCACAGAGGGAUGGGCAGAGCCUCUGCUGGCCAGGAUCAAUGCUGACCGGACCGUGGUGGUGUCGCCGGUGUUUGAUAAGGUCCAUUUUGACGACCUACAUGUGGAACAAUACAUCGCGUCUGCACAUGGCUUCGACUGGGCUAUGUGGUGCAUGUACGAGUCCUUUAACGCUGACUGGUUGGAGAUGGAAGAUGAGUCACAACCUAGAAAGAGUCCUUCUGUUAUGGGAAUCUUUGCAGCAGACAGACAUUUCCUUGGAGAAAUCGGAGGCCUUGAUGGAGGCAUGACAGUUUAUGGAGGAGAGAACGUUGAAUUUGGGAUCCGUGCGUGGCUGUGUGGAGGAAGUGUGGAGGUCGUCCCUUGUUCUAAGAUCGCUCACAUUGAAAGAGCUCAUAAACCGUAUGCUCCUGAUCUCAGCGUCACCAUGAGGAGGAACGCUCUGAGGGUCGCAGAGAUCUGGUUGGACGACUACCGGAAAAACACGUUUAUCGCCUGGAACGUUCCUCUGAAGGAUCAUGGAAUUGACAUCGGUGACGUUUCAGAGAGGAAGAAGCUGAGGGAAAAGCUGAACUGUAAACCUUUCCAGUGGUACCUGGACAACGUCUAUCCAAGUCUGGAUCCAUUGAACAACCUGCUGGGCUAUGGGGUGCUGCAGAACACCAUCCUGAAGAGCGGCUGUGUGGACCAGGGACCUGUUCCAGGAAACAUCCCCAUCUUGUACGAGUGCCACUUCCAGGAACCACAGUACUGCUACUACAACGCAGACGAUGAAAUCAUCAUCGGAUUGAUUAAAUCUCACAAAUACAACAAGAACCGCUGCCUGGUGGACCCAGGAACAGGAAGUACUCCCACCCUGCACCAGUGUGAGCUGGCCAAGCACAACCAGCUGAACAUGCACUGGGACUUCCGACAGGGCCAAGCCAUCAGGAACAAGGAAACAAACAGAUGUCUGGAGAUCGCUGUGGGAGAAAGUAAUGAAUAUGAGCUCAUCAUUCAGAAGUGCACUGGACAGCGAUGGACGAUUGAGCAUCUCAUCACUAGUUUUUAGUUCUAUUCUUUAACACAUUUUAUGUUGUAUUAGUGUGGGCUCAUGUGAACUGGGUUGAUGAGUACUGAGUGGAAGUCUGAACUUCUUGUCUUUGAGCUAAUUUCUUUUUUAUUUAUUUGUUUAAUUUUUUCAGCCUGUGAUUUCUUUAACUACCUUUGAAAUUAAACUGAUCCCAAGAGAUUGAAUUAUCAUUACUUUUUGGUAUUUUAACCCUCGUGUCGUCCUGCGGGUCAGAUUGACCUGAUUUAAGGUUAAAAAUGUGGGGGAAAAAAUAUUUUCACAGUAAAACUUCCGAUGUCCACAUUUUCAACAUUUUUGGGAAAUCUUUAAACAUUUUUUGGUCGAAAAAAAGAAAUGUUAAAAAUGUUUCUUAAGAACAUUCACAAAUCCAGCAACAUUCGCUGUAUUUUGUGAAUGUUCUUAAAGGAAAUAUUAGAGGUUUUAUUGAUAUAUAUAUAUAAUCGCUUUAGAUAUUUUAAAGAUUUUUUGUGGAAGAUUUUUACUCAUUUUUUAAAAAUAUUUCCAAGAAUUUUCUUGCCAGAUUUGGGGGAUUAUUUUUUAUAAAUAAAACUAUUAAGGGAAACUUUCAAGGAAUUAUUUUAAUUUUCUUCCUGAAGGUUUUGAAAUUUUUCAGAAAUUUGAGAAUUUUUUUUGCUGAAUUUUUGAAUUUUUUUUCAGACAAGGAAACAAUAUUUUUUGGUGGCCGUAAAUGAUGACAACAGAAGGGUUAAGAUGAGGAAUAACUGAGUACAUGUAAUGAACGAUAAAUGUAGUUGUUCUCAAUAAUGACAAUAAAGACAUUCUGAUUCUGAUAA
This is a messenger RNA of Acanthochromis polyacanthus (spiny chromis), 2784 nucleotides long. RefSeq names its product probable polypeptide N-acetylgalactosaminyltransferase 8. Bases 8 to 1969 code for a protein of 653 amino acids. NCBI's taxonomy places the organism in Eukaryota, Metazoa, Chordata, Actinopteri, Pomacentridae. The record is from RefSeq and is a predicted model, not a curated record. The transcript is spliced from 12 exons. Gene Ontology annotation, cellular component: Golgi apparatus.